Molecule: messenger RNA, 1098 nt
Organism: Letharia columbiana
Lineage: Eukaryota; Fungi; Ascomycota; Lecanoromycetes; Lecanorales; Parmeliaceae
Exons: 1
Coding region: 1-1098 (365 amino acids)
Source: RefSeq, a predicted model, not a curated record
AUGGCCUCUGACCGGCGACCCUCUUUCAGCGCCUCCUCCAACACGUCGCACUCCUCCAGUGAAAGAAGACGGCCAUCUUCUUCAUCCUACAAUAGGCCCUCCUCGCCCUUGUACAGACUGCCUCCCCUGCCUCCCUCCACAGGCUCCCUCACGACCGGCACAUCCAUCCCUGCCCCUGCCCCAAUCUCUCCAAAUUUCGCCGCGUUACCCCCUGUUCCACCGCCUAAGGAUCCACCAAUGACCCAUCCCAUCACGCCGAAACGCAAGCCCGUCGAACGGCAGAAGAGCCCCUUGAGCAAUGAAGCAUACUUUUCGAGCCCGGCCUCGAUAAUGCCCGGCGCCUUUCCCACUACACCGCCAGCUUCAUCGCCUGUGCAGAAUGCAGGAUACAACGCUUCGCCUGCGGCAUCAAAUAAUACACCUUCGCCGACUUCCAAGAGUCCGAAGAGACCAGGUAGUGUUCGGAACUUCCUCUCCUUCAAAGCUCUCCGACGAAGCUACGACAAUGCCUCCCUCCAUUCCCAGAAUGACCGACCGGCAUCUGCGAGUGGGGAGAGUUUCACAUCUAGUCUACGACCGAGUUUGAACAAGAAGAGGAGCGGGACAUUCUGGCGUCGGAAGAGCAGUCUGGGCAUGAAUUUUGGGGAGGAUACUCCGGCUUCCCCUUCGAGCCCUGUGACGAGAGGUGAUUCGGUGGCAGAGGAGGCAAGACCUCUGAGCCCAGCGCCGAAGGAUGACAUACAAGGUGUGCAAACUAGAAAGAGCGGGACAUUCUGGAGGAGGAAGAGCAAUCUAAAUUUGGCUAACGCGUUUGCCGCAAUGAAUGGGAAGGAGAACCAGGCACAGAAUGCAGGCUUGAAUGGCGAAUCGACGGGGGCUACGGGCAGUAGUACGAAUGAAGGACAGGACAACAUGACUGAUGGGAGCCAUGAGGCGGAGGAGGAUGCGACAAUGGAAGACUUGGAUUCGGAGAAGACGCUGCCAGAGAUUGAGGAACCACUGCCGCCAAGGUCAUACAGUCCGCCGCCGCAAUUGCCGGUGUUUGUGGGUGGCGGGGGAGGGUUGGGCGGGGAAGACUUGUUCAAGGAUAUUCACUAG